This is a messenger RNA of Felis catus (domestic cat), 3591 nucleotides long. RefSeq names its product protein O-glucosyltransferase 1 (gene POGLUT1). The transcript has 11 exons. Gene Ontology annotation, biological process: protein O-linked glycosylation; positive regulation of Notch signaling pathway. The record is from RefSeq and is a predicted model, not a curated record. Gene Ontology annotation, molecular function: UDP-xylosyltransferase activity; UDP-glucosyltransferase activity. Gene Ontology annotation, cellular component: endomembrane system. The coding region runs from base 72 to 1250 and encodes 392 amino acids. Lineage: Eukaryota; Metazoa; Chordata; Mammalia; Carnivora; Felidae.
CACGGCCAUCUUUGUGCGGGGCCGUGCUUCCGCCGGCACCGCGGCUGGGACUCUGCAGUGGGCUGCGGGUGAUGGAGCGGUGGGCGCGCCCGCAGCUCCUGCUGUGGCUGCUGUUGCUAUUACUGCCCCCAGUGCUGGGCCGCCAGAAGGAGUCAGGUUCAAAAUGGAAAGUAUUUAUUGACCAAAUUAACAGGUCUUUGGAGAAUUAUGAACCAUGUUCAAGUCAAAACUGCAGCUGCUACCAUGGUGUCAUAGAAGAGGAUCUAACUCCUUUUCGAGGAGGUAUCUCCAGGAAGAUGAUGGCAGAGGUAGUCAGACGGAAACUGGGGACCCACUAUCAGAUUAUUAAGAACAGAUUAUACAGAGAAAAUGACUGCAUGUUCCCCUCGAGGUGUAGUGGUGUUGAACACUUUAUUUUGGAAGUUAUCGGACGCCUCCCUGACAUGGAAAUGGUGAUCAAUGUACGAGAUUAUCCUCAGGUUCCUAAAUGGAUGGAGCCUGCCAUUCCAGUCUUCUCCUUCAGUAAGACAUCAGAGUACCAUGAUAUCAUGUAUCCUGCUUGGACAUUUUGGGAAGGGGGGCCUGCUGUUUGGCCAAUUUAUCCUACAGGUCUUGGACGGUGGGACCUCUUCAGAGAAGAUCUGGUAAGGUCAGCAGCACAGUGGCCAUGGAAGAAGAAAAACUCUACAGCAUAUUUCCGAGGAUCAAGGACAAGUCCAGAACGGGAUCCUCUCAUUCUUCUAUCUCGGAAAAACCCAAAACUUGUUGAUGCAGAAUACACCAAAAACCAAGCCUGGAAAUCUAUGAAAGACACCUUGGGGAAGCCAGCUGCUAAGGAUGUCCAUCUUGUGGAUCACUGCAAAUACAAGUAUCUGUUUAAUUUUCGAGGUGUAGCCGCAAGUUUCCGGUUCAAACACCUCUUCCUGUGUGGUUCCCUUGUUUUCCAUGUUGGUGAUGAGUGGCUUGAAUUCUUCUAUCCACAACUGAAGCCAUGGGUUCACUAUAUCCCAGUCAAAACAGAUCUCUCCAAUGUCCAGGAGCUGUUGCAUUUUGUAAAAGCAAAUGAUGACAUGGCUCAAGAAAUUGCUGAAAGGGGAAGCCAGUUUAUUAUGAACCACUUGCAGAUGGAUGACAUCACCUGUUACUGGGAGAACCUGUUGACUGAAUACUCUAAAUUCCUGUCCUAUAAUGUAACAAGAAGGAAAGGCUAUGAUCAGAUUAUUCCUAAAAUUUUGAAAACUGAACUCUAGGCAUCAUCAUUGGACCACAGUCCUCUCUGGCAGCAGCUCUCAGAUAUCCUGUGGUGAGAAGCUUACCAUGAGCGUGGCACCUCUACCUUGAAUACUGUUAUCAAGCCAAAUACCUGGUUUUCCUUAUCAUGCUGCACCCAGACAACUGAGAAAGAUCAAAAAUGUGUAUAAUAUGGACUCGGAGCAGCUCAACGCUUUGGCUGAAUAAGGACCAGAAAUCAUGAGAUUUGGGUGUUGGACCCAAUUCCACCUUUCAUUUUCUUAAGACCAAUCACAGCUUGUGCCUCAGAUCAUCCAUACAUGUAUGUCCAUCACUGUGAAACCAACUAUGUCCGUCAGAGGAUACUUUGUCCCAUCAUUUGGAGCAGAAAACUAAUCGUUUGGAACUAGUAUAACUCAUCUCUGCAGUUCAGUUAUUCUAGGCUAAUCUUGGUCACUGUAUUUUUAUGUAGGAAGCCCUAUGGGGCUAGUGAAAACCACUUGGGGAUCAUUUCCUGAAAGGUCUAAGGAAGCAGUAGUUGUGCCAUGCAAUGAUGUGGCAGUUCUCUUUUGUAAAAGCAUAAGCUUUUUGGUACUCAGGAGGUUUCUAUAAUGCCACAGAGAAAGGGGCCAAUUGCAUGAGUAAUUAUUGCAAUUGGAUUUCAAGUUCCCCUUUUUUGUGCCUUCACACACUACUUCUUUUUAUGGUCUCUAUUUAAAAAAAAGACAAAAACCUCUUAAUAAAUUUAGAAAGUAGUCCUCACUUUUUAAAGGAACUGUGCACAAAACAGCAAAUUUUCCUCACUCCUUACACACCCUUAAUAUUUUUCCUCUUUAAAUUGGCAGCAGUGUCCACAGCCGCAAGGGCAUGCAGGGACCUCAAGGUGUCUUCAUCUAUGAAAUGUUAUUGGGGUUUAGAUCAUCCAAGUUGAGCACUUACUCAUGUAGGAAAUAUUUCAGUGCAAAUCCAUGUUGGAGUGCCUCUUUUUCCCUUUUUUCCCUUUUUGAAAAACACAUUUGGAUAGUGGUUUAAUCUCUCAGGAUGCUCUCCCUUUUAUAGUCAAAAGUGAAGAAAAAUUUUUAGAUGAAAACCCAUAGUUUGAUGACUCAGAACCAUUCUGUCCCUUUGGCUCAACUUUUCCACAUUAAAUCUGCUCUUUUCCUUUGCUUCUUAAGAACUGUUCCGUAUAUUAGUUUGUUUCAAAAUUAGUAAAUGUGAGGUUCAGUCAUAUAAAAUCAGGGAUUUUAUUCCAUUAGUGAGGAAAGUAUUUGGCUUUUUUAAAAUAAUUUUUUUUAACAUUUAUUUAUUAUUGAGAGACAGACACAGAGCAUGAGCAGGGGAGGGGCAGAGAGAGGGGGAGACACAAAAUCUAAAGCAGGCUCCAGGCUCUGCGCUGUCAGCACAGAGCUUGACACGGGGCUCAAACUCACAAACCACGAGAUCAUGACCUGAGCCGAAGUUGGAUGCUUAACCAACUGAGCCACCCAGGUGCCGCAAGUAUUUGGCUUUUUAAACUCCCUUCCAUAAAUGUUUAAGUCUAAGGACCUUCUUAGAGGAGGAGUUGAAUAUCCUUGGUAAGAUCAUUGCAUAGAAUAAGGCAGACAUUGAAAGUUAGAUGUUUUGUUUCUGAGCAUUAAAAAUUCAUGGGGACCAUGUCCUUAGGUGCUAGAAGUCUAACGAUAAGCAGUCUGGAUUUCUGUGUUGUACAGUGGUGUUGCCUUGUCAGUAUGAGGUCCCAGUAGAUGUUAUCUUUCUCUGUUUUAAUUUUCCUGUCACUAAACUAGAAACAGAAUUUUCUCUUCUUUGAAUGAAGAGCUGAAACUGCAUUUCCCUGUGAAUUUCCCAUUUUGCUUCAAGUUCCAGCUCAAGCAUCCUGUCUCUGGAUCCUUUCUUUCAUUCCAUUAGGCAGUUAGGGGCUAUGAUAAAACUUAGCUCAUGCCUGUGUUAUAUAUCACAUUACACUGUAGUUAUUUGACUAUUUCUGCUACUGUUCUGUAGGCUUCUUGAUGGGUGUGAAUCAUGUUUUAUUCAUCUUGAGGUGUCCAUUAUCCAGUACAGUGCCUCACACAGUAGAUACUAAAGAAUCAUUGAAAGGAAGAAUGGAUGGAUGGAUGGAGACAGUUGACUUAACUAGAUCCUAUUUACAGAUUGACUAGCCAUUUGCUCCUAAGGGGAACUGGAUAAGACUGUAAGAGUUGGAUCAAUGCAGAUUCUCAUCUGCCCUUUGAAUAGUCAAUAAGGGAAUCUUUGUAUUUAAAUUCAGCAAAUGUUAUUCAGAUUUUAUACUUAUCUGUUUACCUCAGUAUAGGUGAUAUGAGGAUGGUGUGUAACAAUAUGAAAAAUAUAUGUUUUUGAAAAUAA